This is a messenger RNA of Gossypium raimondii (Peruvian cotton), 917 nucleotides long. RefSeq names its product hevamine-A. The transcript has a single exon. Gene Ontology annotation, biological process: carbohydrate metabolic process. Gene Ontology annotation, molecular function: chitinase activity. Gene Ontology annotation, cellular component: extracellular region. The record is from RefSeq and is a predicted model, not a curated record. Lineage: Eukaryota; Viridiplantae; Streptophyta; Magnoliopsida; Malvales; Malvaceae. The coding region runs from base 21 to 917 and encodes 298 amino acids.
UAAUAAAGUAACCUAAGAACAUGGCAUUCAAGCUGAAUAUAUCAGUUUCGUUCAUCUGCUUGAUGGUUUUGGUGUUAGCCACUGGUUCAUAUGGUGGCGGGAUUUCCAUCUACUGGGGCCAAAAUGGUAAUGAAGGCACCUUAGCGGAGACUUGUGCGACGAGAAAUUAUGAAUAUGUGAAUAUAGCCUUCUUGGCAACAUUUGGUAAUGGCCAAACUCCGAUGAUAAACCUUGCCGGUCAUUGUGAUCCUUAUAGCAAUGGUUGUACUGGGUUAAGCUCCGACAUUAAAUCGUGUCAAGCUAAAGGUGUCAAAGUGAUUCUUUCGAUAGGAGGAGGUGCUGGUAGUUACUCCCUUUCUUCGUCUGAUGACGCUAGGCAAGUCGCGAUGUAUCUUUGGAACAAUUUCUUGGGGGGAACGUCGUCGUCUCGACCGCUUGGACCUGCUGUUCUUGACGGGAUCGACUUUGAUAUCGAGGGAGGAACAGGGGAACAUUGGGACGAUCUCGCGAAAUACCUUUCGGGAUAUAGCAAGAAAGGCAAGAAAGUGUACUUAACCGCAGCUCCUCAAUGCCCAUUCCCUGAUGCUUGGGUUGGAAAUGCAUUGAAAACGGGUCUCUUUGAUUAUGUUUGGGUCCAAUUCUAUAACAACCCUCCUUGCCAAUACUCGUCGGCCGAUAUUGCCAACCUUGAAGAUGCAUGGAAACAAUGGACUUCGGAUAUCCCAGCAACCAAGAUUUUCCUUGGCUUACCGGCAGCUCCUGAUGCAGCAGGCAGCGGUUUCAUCCCCGUAAACGAUCUCACAUCCAAGGUCCUACCAGCCAUAAAGAAUUCCUCCAAGUACGGCGGAGUUAUGCUUUGGUCCAAGUAUUAUGAUGAUCAAAGUGGAUAUAGCUCUUCCAUCAAGAGCCAUGUCUGA